Populus trichocarpa (black cottonwood) is the source of this 1386-nucleotide messenger RNA. RefSeq lists its product as uncharacterized. The transcript is spliced from 4 exons. The coding region runs from base 153 to 938 and encodes 261 amino acids. The record is from RefSeq and is a predicted model, not a curated record. Lineage: Eukaryota; Viridiplantae; Streptophyta; Magnoliopsida; Malpighiales; Salicaceae.
CUUUGCAAUAUCUACAAAUCAAUGGCCACAAAGAAUUGGGAAAUUUGUUUGCACAGCUCCAAGGGUUCACAAAUUUGAAAGAAUUACGCUUGCACCAUCUGCCUGACACGAGGUGUGUAUGGAAGGGUCUGAGCAAAUUGACUACUUUGAAGAUGGCCGCCCAUGGACAGCAAAAUGGCUUCGUACAAAGAUUAGAACUUGUACAAGUGGACGAUUGUGGGGAUGUUCUCACUCCGUUUCCAGCAAAAUUGCUACGAGCUUUGAAAAAUCUAAGGAGGGUGAACAUUUCCAACUGCAAAUCAUUGGAAGAGGUAUUUGAAUUAGGCGAGGCUGAUGAAGGAAGCAGUGAGGAGAAGGAGCUACCGCUUCUGUCAUCUUUAACAGAGUUACGGCUGUCAUGUUUACCUGAGCUCAAAUGUAUAUGGAAGGGGCCAUCUAGACAUGUCAGCCUCCAAAGUCUUAAUCGUCUGAAUUUGGAGUCUCUCAACAAUCUGACAUUUAUCUUCACACCGUCCCUCGCUCGAAGUCUGUCAAAGCUAGAAGUUCUUUUCAUAAAUAACUGCGGUGAAUUGAAGCAUAUUAUCAGAGAAGAGGAUGGCGAAAGGGAAAUAAUUCCAGAGUCUCCUGGGCAGGAUGGUCAAGCUUCACCUAUCAACGUUGAGAAGGAGAUAGUGCUUCCUAAUCUAAAGGAGUUGUCGCUAAAACAAUUAUCAAGUAUUGUCCGUUUUAGUUUCGGAUGGUGUGAUUAUUUCUUAUUCCCUCGUUUGGAGAAGUUGAAGGUCCAUCAAUGUCCAAAGCUGACCACAAAAUUUGCUACUACACCAGAUGGUUCAAUGAGUGCUCAAUCAGAGGUAUCUGAAGUAGAUGAAGAUUCAAGUAUUAAUAGAGAGUGGAACAGAUAUAACGGGUGGAAAGAAGAUGGAGACUCAUGUCUUUGAGCUGUGAAUAUAUUUGGACUUGAUGCUGUACUAUUUGUUCAAAAGUUUGAUAUCAUGUUUUCCUAGCAGAACAAUCUCAUGUUGAAUGGUGGUUAACUGUUACAUGAUUUCAAGGUUGGUGCUGCGAAUAUGUUUUAGAUUGGUGGGAAAUAAUUCCAACUGUUCCAUUGGCAAUGGGAUAUAAAUUGGCUUCACAUUGCUGAAGAAGUUAGAAGAAUUGUUGACAGCACAGGAGUAAUGUCAUGUUGUGUAUUUAGUCAUUACUGUGUGAACCUCAAAAAAGCAUGUUUGCUUGCCCAUUUGUGUUUCUUUUGGUUUAAUGUGUGGACUUUCAUGCGUUCUCCUUGAUGCUGAACUCUUCGUUUGAUGUUCUGUUUCUAAUGCAUAAUGCAUUAUUAAAAAUGUUAUUGUAUGAGCAUGUGAAUAUAUUUGGGCAUUCAAAUCUCAA